This is a messenger RNA of Trichoderma gamsii, 1917 nucleotides long. Its product is annotated as major facilitator superfamily transporter. The transcript has 3 exons. Bases 1 to 1917 code for a protein of 638 amino acids. The record is from RefSeq and is a predicted model, not a curated record. Gene Ontology annotation, biological process: transmembrane transport. NCBI's taxonomy places the organism in Eukaryota, Fungi, Ascomycota, Sordariomycetes, Hypocreales, Hypocreaceae. Gene Ontology annotation, molecular function: transmembrane transporter activity.
AUGGCGGUGGAUAUCGAGAAAACAUUGUCGACGGUUGAGUCCGGCGAGGACCGUCACUCGUCGGGAAGGGAGUCCCCCAUCUUGGAGUCAAUUGGAGGAGUCCGGACAAAUCGGACAAAUCGAACUCGGAGUCGCAGCCGGCACUCGGCCACCUCGAGCAGAUUCAACAACGAUGACUAUACCUGGAACCUGGAGCGUGCCGCUACGGCAACUGUCGAAACAGAGAUUGAGCGCGCUGCUCGCGAGCCAAUCACUUACACAAGAUCAGGAGCCAGCAUGAGCAGCGUGGCGUCUAGGCCUCCCGAAUAUGAAGUUUACUUUGAGGAUAACGAUCCCGACAAUCCAUUGAACUGGUCCUUGCUUUAUCGAGCCUGGACAAUCGGAGUCGUCUCCUUCGCUACAUGGCUUGCGGUCUUAUACAGCACCAGCUACACGGCCUUCAUACCCGGGCUGAUGGAAGAAUUCGAUGCCUCAGAAACAGUCGCCACUCUGGGUGUCACAACCUAUCUCUUGGGUCUUGCUGUUGGAAGCUUGGUUUUAGCGCCGUUGAGUGAGGUAUACGGUCGACAGCCUGUGUAUAUUGUUUGCAUGACUGUAUGGACCAUCCUCAUUAUCCCCUGUGCUAUUGGGCCUUCAUUAACGACCCUUAUCGUCGUUCGCUUCUUUGGAGCCCUCUUUGGCGCUGUUAUGAUCUCGAAUACCCCGGGUACAGUUGUCGACAUUAGCAACCCCGAAUAUCUCUCUCUCGGAAUAUCCAUAUACAGCAUUGCUCCGCUCAACGGCCCUGUUUUGGGUCCUCUGAUCGGUGGUUUUAUCUUCCAGUAUAAGGGAUGGAGAUGGACAAAUUGGGUGAGCCUCAUCAUCGCGGGCGCAACCAUCUUCGCCAUUCUUUCACUGAGGGAGACGUACCCUCCAGCCAUUCUCAAGAAAAAGGCUGCCCGACUUCGAAAGGAGAAAGACGACCCUCGAUAUUGGUGCCAGUACGACCAAAAGAUCUCGACGCUGAGCCUUCUCAAGAUCAACAUGAGUCGCCCCUUUGUGCUGGCUGCUACUGAGCCAAUCCUGUGGUUCAUGAACUUUUGGAUUUCUCUCAUUUAUGGUAUUCUCUACCUUUGCUUCGUCGCUUAUCCCAUUGUAUUCACUCAGUAUCGCGGAUGGGGAUAUGGGCUUUCGGGACUGUCGUUCCUCGGAAUUGGCUGCGGCAUCCUCAUCGCCAUUUCUUUCGAGCCAGUGAUUAGACGGUUUAUUUGCAGCCAGCCUCGCGACCCGGUGACUGGGAAAGUUCUCCCAGAAGCUGCAGCCCUCAUAAUGGGCCUGGGAGCCAUUCUAACCAGCAUUGGCCAACUCGGCUUCUCUUGGACCUGUUUACCAACACACAUCCACUGGAUUGCGCCCAUCAUAUUUGGAAUUCCCUUUGGCGCGGGCAACACGCUCUGCUUCAUCUACGGCAACAACUACCUGGCCGGCUCAUACAGUAUCUAUGCAGCCAGUGCGCUUGCUAGCAAUGCCGUCUUCCGAAGCAUUGUUGGAGGAACUCUGCCGUUGGCUGGGCCCAAGAUGUACGAAACGCUAUCGCCGCAGUGGGCGGGAACCCUACUCGGCUUGCUCGAAGUGAUCUGCAUCCCGAUUCCGUUUGUGUUCUGGCGGUAUGGCGGCAAGAUUCGAGCCAAGAGCAGAGUCAUUCAACAGUUGCAAAAUGAGCUGGACGAGAUGGAGCGGAAAAGAGCUAGAAACGAUGAGAGACGUGCAAGACGUGCAAGACGUGAGGCGGAGAAUGCUGAACGACGCGCGAGUGACGAUGAUCUCAGCACCGACGAUGAAACGGACAGCGAAGACGGUGCAUCUGAAAGACGCGAGAGCGUGCCUCACAGCGUUGAGGAGAAAAAAGAAGCCACUGCCACUGUGAAGAAUGAGUGA